This is a messenger RNA of Epinephelus lanceolatus (giant grouper), 2116 nucleotides long. RefSeq lists its product as uncharacterized. The record is from RefSeq and is a predicted model, not a curated record. NCBI's taxonomy places the organism in Eukaryota, Metazoa, Chordata, Actinopteri, Perciformes, Serranidae.
AGAAGAAGAAAUGACGGAAAAAGAAGAAAAGGAGGCAAAGCACCAAGAACGAGAAAAACAAGUUGAUGUAAAAGAAGAGUUGCAGGAAAAAGUCAACAAAUUUGAGAUGGAAGAAGAGCAAAAGGUUGAUGGAAAAGAAGAAGAGAUGGAGGAAAACCGAGAAACGGAGGCAAAGAAACAAGAGCAAGGGAAACAACAGAUCGGUGGAAAAGAAGGAGAGAUGAAGGAAAAAGUCGACGAAGUCACAGAGAACGAAGAAGAGCAAAAAGUCGACGGAAAAGAAGAAGAAAUGGUGGCCUCAGUUGACCAAGAAGUAAAUGCAGAAGAAGAAAGAGAGUUGACAAAGGAGCCAAACACUGAGCCAACCAACCAGCUCCAUCAAUCACAGUGUCCUGAAACGCUGAGUCAUGCUGGAGCACAAAUACCAAACGAAGCUCCCACAGAAGAAGAGAAAGACUCAGGCGCUGCCAAGAACCAGAACGGGGACAUUUAUCCCACAUCACCGAGCAACGACAACGAGACAGAGGAAGCUCCACCACAAGCUGCUCCUCUGACCCACUCAGACCUGAACCAGUCUGUCGAUGCUCCUCUGGAUCUGACAGAGGUGGGAAUACAGAAUCUGGAGGAACAGGAGCGACUGACAUCAUUUCCUGAUUCAGGACAUCGAGGUGAAACAGCAGCUGACGACAGCACCCGAGAGAGUACACCUGAACUACACACAGGCUGCAGGUCGGAGGAGAAAGUGUUGUUGAUGGAUGCAGCUGCCGAGCCGUCGUUAGUGGCUGGACAAGACAGUGAAGAGCUCAGUCCGACCCGAAACUCAUCCAGCACAGAAAACCCCGAGAUGAAAGUGAAGGGGGACAAAGGGGACAAAGAAGAAGGAGGUCAAACCUCUCACAAUAUGAACGGUGAGGCGAACGACAAGAACGGCAGCCGACAAUCCUCAAAGUACAAAACCGUGUCCUACAGGAGGAUCCGGAGAGGAAACACCCGACAGAGGAUUGAUGAGUUUGAGGCCAUGAUGGACUCGUGAUUGAAAUAUUGAGUGUUUGGUUCUGUUGGAUUUGUGGGGUGCAACCCCUCGCGGUAACAUAUAAAGAAAAGUACUGGACCCAGGAUAGAGCCUUGUGGUACACCAUACUGAAUGUGCGGUCUAUAAUUUUUCUAAAUUGUUUGCUAAAUAAAUAAAGUUUAAGUUUGUUUAUGUAGCACCAAAAGGCCAUGGGUUUGAGGUCUCAGUCAACUAACUAAAUUUAAUAUCCUCAAAGUGUUUUGUUCUGUUGGAUUUUUGGGAUGUACGAUGCAAUCCUGAGUGGUUACAUAUAGAGAAAAGUAGUGGACCCAGGAUAGAGCCUUGUGGUCCACCAUAUCAAAUGUCUGGUCUUUUUUUCCAAUUUUGUGUUUGAAAGGUGCUGAAUAGAUAAAGUUUAAAUUUGUUUAUAUAGCACCACAAGGGGCUUUUGGGGAUGUUGGAUGCAACCACUCAUGGUAACAUACAGAGAAAAGUAGGGGACCCAGGACAGAGCCUUGUGUUACGCCAUAAAAAUUGUCCGAUCUGUAUCUUUUCCAAUUUUGUCUGUUAAAGGUGCUAAAUAAAUAAAGUUUUAAUUUGUUAACGUAGCACCAAAAGACCACAGAUUUGAGGUCACAGCUAACAGUGACAUAUAGGUUUGAGGCCAUGGUGGACGUGUGAUUAAACCCUAAAUAUUGUCAGAGUGUUUCGUUCUGUUGGAUUUUUUUGGAAUCUUGGAUGCAACCCCAAGUGGUAACAUAUAGAGAAAAGUAGAAGACCCAGGAUAGAGCCUUGUGGUAUUGUGGUACAUUAACCCAGACCUAUCUGAUGUAGAUGUUAGCAUUUUGCAAAUGUAAAUACUGAUUAAACUGCAAGAACAAAUAUCAUUUAAAAUAUCAUUAUAACUUCACAUAUCUGUAAAGUCCUAGAAAUCAAACAGAUACACUAAGCAACAUAAUUUUGGUUCUGAAAUAGAUGUGACUGAUACAUGUAUAGCUGACUGAUGUGUUUCUAGUUAAUGUAAACUUCACUGUCUGAUCAUCACUAUUUGUUUAUAUUUAUUAUUGAAUUUAAUUACAAUAAACAAACUUAAAAGGCACCAUA